AUGGAAUCCACUCACCUCCUGAGCAGCUCUCAGGGUAAGAAGAGGGUAAAGAUCCACCCUCACACCGUCACGGCCAAAUACGCCACGCACACCCCUUACUCCCCUCAACCUGGAGUACACACACACUUCCCCCAACCAGGAGACGAGGGCUACGAUGACGCCCCGUCUUUUGAGGACUUUGGCUCCUUCCUGGAGGAGACGUCAGACAAGAAACAGCUGACGGAGAGCAGGAAGUGGCCUCUGACUCUGUUUGGGUCCAAAGACAAAGACACGACGAGCAAACCUCAGGCCGCUGGGGGAGGAGAUGGGAGCGAGGGGGGAGCCAGAGCAGCAAAGGUGUCUGGGAAAGGAGUAGGGGAACAGCUGGCCAGUUUCGGGGAGGCGUCUGUGUCUGCGUCUCGGCUCACCUGGGUGGGGCUGCUCGGUGCGGCGCUGGCUCACGGCUGUUUGAUUGUUUUGACCCGCCUGGCCUCUGAACGCUUCAGCCUGGGCCCCCUGUUUCUACUCUUGGUUCGCUCCAUCCUCCAGCUCCUCUCUGUGGCCGUACCACUGCACAGGGGAGAAAACCCCUUCGGACCGCCGGGCUACCGUCUACGUCUGCUCUGUUACGGCGUGGCCUACUCCCUCUCCCUCUGCUGCGCCUACUCCUCCCUGACCUUCGUCUCACCCGGAGACGCCACGACAACCUGGCGCCUGGCAACCACGGCGCUGUCGGCGACCCUGGCCUUCCUGCUCCUGGAGGAGAGGCUGGGAUUGGCUGAUGGGAUCACCUUAGCUGCAGGACUGUGUGGUUUGGGGCUUGUGCUACUUCCCACAGCAGAGGAGAGCAAUUCAGAUUCACCGACUGACCCGGUUGUGUUCUGGAGGGGUGCGUUCGGUUGGUCUCUUUCUGCUCUUGCAGGCCUGUGGAUGGCUUUGGCACUGGUCGGGUAUCGCUCCCUGAAGGAGAGGGUGGGAGUUGGCACAGCGUUGUUCACAGUGAGCUGGACAGGCUGCCUGCUCGCCCCGGCCUCGUUGGCUCUGCUCCAGGAGGGCUGGUCCUGGCCUUCAAGUGCCCCGGCAUGGGGACUGGUCCUGGGCCUGGUUGCAUGCUCUGUAGCAGCCUUCCUGGGGAUGACGCACGCCCUCACCCGACUCCACCCUGCUCUGGUCUCCGCCUCUCAGAGCCUGGAGGUACCUGUUGCCAUGCUGCUGCAUCUGGCGGUGCUGCCGUUGGCUCCCACUGCGCCGGAGGUCGUCGGGAACGUGAUGGUCAUACUGAGCGUCGGAUGGCUCGUGGCGAUAAAGCUGCUACCAGCCCGCGGGGGAACGCGGCGCCAAAGGGAGGAGUAUGAGGAGAUUCUGGACUCACCUAUCAAAUAA
Molecule: messenger RNA, 1362 nt
Organism: Anoplopoma fimbria (sablefish)
Lineage: Eukaryota; Metazoa; Chordata; Actinopteri; Perciformes; Anoplopomatidae
Gene: slc35g2a
Product: solute carrier family 35 member G2a
Exons: 1
Coding region: 1-1362 (453 amino acids)
Cellular component (GO): membrane
Source: RefSeq, a predicted model, not a curated record